Miscanthus lutarioriparius is the source of this 1320-nucleotide messenger RNA. The record is from the annotation of a GenBank genome assembly. NCBI's taxonomy places the organism in Eukaryota, Viridiplantae, Streptophyta, Magnoliopsida, Poales, Poaceae.
AUGGCCACACACCUCCACCGCCUGCUGCUGCUCUUCCUCCCUUCGCUCCUACUCUUUCGCCGCGGCACGCUGCCGCCGCCGCCGCCCAGUCCCAGCGCUGCCGUGUACCCUGUCGUGCUGGUGCCGGGAAACACCUGCAGCCAGCUCGAGGCGCGCCUCACGGACGCGUACGAGCCGCCCCCGGAGUCGCCGCAAUGCGGCGCGGGCAGCAACGAGCGGGGCCGGUGGUUCCGGCUGUGGAGGAACGCCACGGCCAUGGACGACCCCGCCGUCGCGCCGUGCCUCUCCGACCAGCUCCGCGUCGUCUACGACCCCGCCGCCCGCGACUUCCGCAACGUGCCCGGCGUGGAGACCCGCGUCCUCGGCUUCGGCUCCACCGCCGGAUUCCUCGCCGACACCGAAGCCAACAAUCGCGAACACGCACGUGCUGACCAGCCAGACCUGUACCUAUAUGGCCCGGCCAUACACAGAGACCUGUGCAUGAGGAGGCUCGUCGAGGCGCUGCAGCAGGCGGGGUACCGCGACGGCGAGACGCUGUUCGGCGCGCCGUACGACUUCCGUCAGGCUCCCGCCGCGCGGGGGCAGCCGUGCCGUGCCUUCGGGCGGUUCACCCGGCGGCUGAGGGCGCUCGUGGAGCGCGCGAGCAGGGAGAACGGGGAGAAGCCCGUCGUCCUCGUGUCGCACAGCCAGGGGGGCUACUUCGCGCUGGAGUUCCUGAACCGGAGCCCGCUGUCGUGGCGCCGGAAGUACGUCAAGCACUACGUCAUGGCGUCCACGGGCCCCGGCGGGCUCCUGCUCCCCCUGCGGAACCUCGCUUCCACGCCCGGCGAAGCGGUGGAAGCCCCCGAUGCGUUGGUGGCUCUGCCGUCGCCGGUGGUGUUCGGCGCCGGCACGCCGCCGCUGGUCGUCACGCGGGACAGGAACUACACGGCGAGCGACAUGUCGGAGUUUUUGACGGCGAUCGGGGUGCCCCCGCUCGGGGUGACGCUGUACGAGACGCGGGCGCUCCCGGUGCAGCUCGGCUUCCGGGCGCCGCUGGUGCCGACGACCUGCGUCAACGGCGUCGGCCUGUCCACGAUGAAGCAGCUGGUGUACUGGGACGGCAACUUCAGCGAGACGCCGGAGGUGGUGUACGGCGACGGCGACGGCUUGUUACCCUUGGCGAGCAUACUGGCGCUCGACACGGUGAUCGGCAGUGACCCGAGGCAGGAGUACUACAAGUCUAUCAAGCUUGCCGACACGUCUCACGCCGGCGUUGUCUCAGAUGCUGCGGCCUUGAAGCGUGUCGUUGAUGAGAUUCUUUGGAGCACUCCGAUGUGA